Saprolegnia diclina VS20 is the source of this 1059-nucleotide messenger RNA. RefSeq lists its product as hypothetical. Bases 1 to 1059 code for a protein of 352 amino acids. The transcript is spliced from 2 exons. Lineage: Eukaryota; Oomycota; Saprolegniomycetes; Saprolegniales; Saprolegniaceae. The record is from RefSeq and is a predicted model, not a curated record.
AUGGCGCCGCCUCGCCGACGGGCCGCGUCGCCGCUGACGCCCAAGUUCAUCGUGAUCCUCGGGCUCGGCAUGGUUGUUAGCGUCAUGCUCUUCCUCAACCUGUCCUUUGCCAGCAUGGACAAGGCGGCGGUGCCGGCGAGCGGCCAAGCGCUGCACCUCCGCGUGGCCGAGCCGACGCCGCCGCCGCACCGCCGCAUCAUCGUGCUCAUUGCCAACUACCGCGACACGCUCCGAUGCGCCGAGACGCUCGACUCGCUCUUCACGCGCGCCGCCGUGCCCGAGCGCGUGACUGUGAGCCUCUUUGACCAGCUCUACUUGCACGAAGGCGAGGAGCGCUGCUUUGACGCCUAUUGCGCCAAGGUGGGCGACGCCGAGUGUCGCCGGUCCGAGCGGCUGCGGCGCAACGGUACCAUCGAUGCCGACCAAGCCACGGGCCCGACGCUCGGUCGGUACGAGUCGGAGAAGGGCAUCGACUUGGCCAUCGACGAUUUCGUCUUGGCCAUCGAUUCGCACACGCUCUUUAUCAAGCACUGGGACACGGACGUCCUCUCGCAAUGGGACUCGAUCGGCAACAAGCGCGCAAUCAUCACCGUGUACCCGGACGCAACGACCAACAUGCCGCCGGACGGCGUCUUCCGGAAGCGCGUGACGCUCAUGUGUCAUGCCAAGAUCGAGACCGAGGACAAGGACUCGAUGAUCCAGUACAGCGCGUCGAUCACGGUGCCCGUGCCAUCCAAGCCGCGGCUCAUGUCGCAAUUCGCCGGCGGCUUCAACUUUGGCACGGCGCAGUCGGCGCUCGACGUGCGCAACGACCCGCACACGCCGUACCUCUUUCACGGCGAAGAGUACUCGAAGGCCGCGCGGCUCUUCACGCACGGCUACGACAUCCAAGACAUCGAGCUCUACAGCCUCGGCACCAAGCGGACGAUGGAGCAAUUCAUCGCGUUCUCGAGCAUCGACCCGUCCGCCGCCUACAAGAAUGGCGACGACCUCCAGUUUGACAACUGCCAUGAGCUUGAGUACGUGCCGUACGACGGCGACGAGGUCAACUUUGUCUAG